AUGCCAGACACACCCAUCAAGAGAAUCACCAAGCCCUCGAGCGCCAACAAUGACGAAGUCGAGCUUUCUACUGAACCACGGGAGCAUGGUUCUACGAAAGGCCAUGAGGCUCCUAAGCCGAGUAGCUACCCCGUCUCCACUGGCGACCAUCACCAGGACGCCGAUGGAGGCAUUCCCAGCCCCAAUACCGCCGACCCCGAUCUUCAUCAGCCGACGCGUUCCUCUGCAGCUUCCACACAAUGCCCUCAAGACGGUCAACCCGGGUUAGAGAAGAAUACCCAUCCAGAGAUCAGGGAGGAUGAUGAUGAGAUGACAAUGUCCGACGAGGAAUGGAGAAGGACCGCGUUCAGGCGUAUGGUUAUACAUAGCAUUCAUGAGAGUGUCCGACGGCGCCGAGAAUUCCUCGAGAGAGAGCGAGACAGAGAGCGAAACGUUGGUCCUGAUACACCUCGCGGCCAGCCACAUUCCCCCAAAGAAGAGGAGGUCAGUCUUUUGACGACACCAUUGCACCCGAGGAGAAGGAGUACCUAG
This is a messenger RNA of Colletotrichum godetiae, 531 nucleotides long. RefSeq lists its product as uncharacterized. Bases 1 to 531 code for a protein of 176 amino acids. NCBI's taxonomy places the organism in Eukaryota, Fungi, Ascomycota, Sordariomycetes, Glomerellales, Glomerellaceae. The transcript has a single exon. The record is from RefSeq and is a predicted model, not a curated record.